Messenger RNA from Populus nigra (black poplar), 1946 nucleotides. RefSeq names its product L-ascorbate oxidase homolog. Gene Ontology annotation, molecular function: oxidoreductase activity; copper ion binding. The transcript has 9 exons. Lineage: Eukaryota; Viridiplantae; Streptophyta; Magnoliopsida; Malpighiales; Salicaceae. Bases 147 to 1763 code for a protein of 538 amino acids. The record is from RefSeq and is a predicted model, not a curated record.
GGAAAGAAAUAAACACCGAGUGGUGUAGCUCUGUUUCGCGGGCUGUCCUUAUUUAAAGCCUGACCUCGCCAAUCCACUUCUAUCAGAUUAUUAUUGUCACCACCUAAGAACAACUGUCAUCCCUCUCAAAUCCAGUAACUAAUCCAAUGGGAAAUGCUGUCUUGCUUCACUUGUUAUGUGGAGUUUUGGCUGUUUUGAGUGCUUCUUUAGUGAAUGCAGAUGACCCUUAUAGGUAUUAUACAUGGACUGUCACUUAUGGGACUGUUAAACUUCUUGAUGUGCCCCAACAGGUUAUCCUUAUCAAUGGCCAGUUUCCUGGUCCUAGGCUUGAUGUGGUCACUAAUGACAACAUUAUCCUCAACCUCUUUAACAAGCUGGAUCAGCCUUUCCUGUUGACAUGGAAUGGAAUUAAACAAAGGAAGAACUCAUGGCAAGAUGGAGUGCUGGGAACCAAUUGUCCCAUCCCUCCCAACUCUAACUACACUUACAAAUUCCAAACCAAGGAUCAAAUUGGUUCCUUCACAUACUUCCCAUCAACUCUGUUGCACAGAGCUGCUGGAGGAUAUGGGGCAAUCAAUAUCUAUGAGAGACCGAGGAUCCCAAUUCCUUUUCCUGUACCUGAUGGCGAUUUCACUCUACUUAUUGGUGAUUGGUACAAGACCAGCCACAAGACCUUACAGGCAUACUUGGACUCAGGCAAAACUCUUCCCUUUCCUGACGGACUACUUAUAAAUGGCCAAACUUAUUCUACCAUCAGUGGUGAUCAAGGUAAAACCUAUAUGUUCAGGAUUUCAAAUGUGGGGAUGUCAACCUCAUUAAACUUCAGAAUUCAGGGCCACAGCAUGAAGUUAGUUGAGGUUGAAGGAUCUCACACUGUUCAGAACAUAUAUGACUCGCUUGACGUGCAUGUUGGUCAAUCCGUUGCUGUCUUGGUAACCUUAAACCAGGCUCCAAAGGAUUACUACAUCAUUGCAUCUACACGUUUUAAUAGGAAGAUUCUAACAACAGCAGCAGUUUUACACUACUCAAACUCUCGGACGCCAGCCUCUGGACCUUUGCCAGCGGCUCCGUCUUACGGAUAUCAUGGGUCCAUGAUGCAAGCACGAACUUACAAGUGGAAUUUGACAGCGAGUGCUGCCAGGCCAAAUCCUCAGGGCUCAUAUCACUAUGGAAAGAUUACACCAACAAAGACCAUUGAAUUGGCUAAUUCAGCUCCUUUAAUAAAUGGAAAGCAGCGCUAUGCAGUUAACAGGGUAUCCUAUAUUAAUUCAGAUACCCCACUGAAGCUGGCUGACUACUUUGGCAUCCCCGGAGUCUUUAGUGUGGAUUCCAUCGAAAGCUCUCCUUCUGGUGGUGCUGCAUUCUUGUCUACCUCUGUUAUGUCUGCCAACCUCCAUGAUUUUCUUGAAGUUGUUUUUCAAAAUGAUGAAAAAACUAUGCAAUCUUGGCAUCUUGACGGCUAUGACUUCUGGGUUAUUGGUUAUGGUAAUGGCCAGUGGACUUCGGCCAAGAGAAGCAUGUACAAUCUAGUUGAUGCUCUUACCAGACACACUGUUCAGGUGUACCCAAAAUCAUGGACUGCUAUUUACGUCUCAUUAGAUAACCAGGGUAUGUGGAACAUGAGGUCAGCAAUAUGGGAAAGGCAGUAUCUUGGGCAACAAUUCUAUCUCAGAGUCUGGACUCAAGUCCACAGCCUUGCAAAUGAAUAUGACAUUCCUUCUAAUGCUCUACGCUGUGGCAAAGCCAUCGGAAUACACUCUUAGUUUCACCAACUAUUAAAUCGCAGUCUGUUUUCUUGGUCAUGAGAGUUUGACUAGCAAGGGAAAACAACGCAGAGGAACAGAAACCAUGGGCAUAUUUAAUUGAUUAUUGACUUUGUUAUGUAUAUCUAGAAGGAAACAAACUCCGAUUUUGGUUGCAAUUUAUGGUCUUUGUCAGCUUUAAAA